AAUGAGAAGUAUUUAAUUUUUCCCUUUUUUUUCUUAUUAAAUUUAUUCUUUAACAGUUUAUAGUGAGUCUACAAAUUAUUGGUGGUUAUUUGUCAAUCUUUGGUUUUGCUCGAUUAUGCAGGUUAUGGGUUUAGCUGUUGUUUGUGUUAUAUGUUUCACCUCUAAUGCUUUUGCAGGCAGCAAGAGCAGCUGAUUAUAGUAUUGGGAGUAAGUUGCUGCAGCAUUUUGUUCUUGACCAGAACAUGUUGGAGGUUGACUGUCCCUGUGUCACCCCAGAGGUUGUUCUCAAAGCAUCUGGUCAUGUUGAUAAAUUUACUGACCUUAUGGUUAAAGAUGAGAAAACUGGGACUUGCUAUCGUGCCGAUCACUUGCUCAAGUACUUCUGCAGUGAAAAGCUUCAAAAAGACCUUUCCAUAACUACAAAGGAGGCUACAGAACUGAAGCGCAUACUUGCUGUUUUGGAUGAUCUUUCAGCUGAAGAGCUGGGUGCCAAACUUAAGGAGUAUGACAUUACAGCUCCAGACACUAAGAAUCCACUUUCUGAUCCAUAUCCAUUCAAUCUUAUGUUCCAAACAUCAAUAGGCCCAUCUGGCUUGAGCCCUGGGUUCAUGCGGCCAGAAACUGCACAGGGCAUAUUUGUUAACUUUAAUGACUUGUACUAUUACAAUGGGAACAAGCUUCCUUUUGCUGCUCAAAUUGGCCAGGCUUUCAGAAAUGAGGUUGGCGGUCGGAAUACAGUGUUAAGUGAUGCUAUCCAUAGGAAAAUUCCUUUUGUGUCUGAUUUGCCUACAAUAAUUUUUGGUGCUGAUGUAACACAUCCACAGCCUGGAGAGGAUUCUGGCCCUUCAAUAGCAGCCGUAAUUAAUUACUAA
Messenger RNA from Humulus lupulus (European hop), 872 nucleotides. Its product is annotated as glycine--tRNA ligase, mitochondrial 1-like. The coding region runs from base 165 to 872 and encodes 235 amino acids. Gene Ontology annotation, cellular component: mitochondrion; cytoplasm. NCBI's taxonomy places the organism in Eukaryota, Viridiplantae, Streptophyta, Magnoliopsida, Rosales, Cannabaceae. Gene Ontology annotation, molecular function: nucleic acid binding; glycine-tRNA ligase activity. The record is from RefSeq and is a predicted model, not a curated record. Gene Ontology annotation, biological process: mitochondrial glycyl-tRNA aminoacylation. The transcript is spliced from 3 exons.